Messenger RNA from Closterium sp. Naga37s-1, 1023 nucleotides. The record is from the annotation of a GenBank genome assembly. NCBI's taxonomy places the organism in Eukaryota, Viridiplantae, Streptophyta, Zygnematophyceae, Desmidiales, Closteriaceae.
AUGUUUCCAGCGUCUCUGUUAGUGACUCUGUUGCCUCCACAUUACUCAUGCCCUGAUACCACCCAAACAUUCCACCUACGCAAGCUGAAGGUAGGGAUCACGGAGCAGCGAUUCGGCGACUGGUGCGAGUCAUUCCGCUACAUUCCGGCGCUGCAAGAGCGGAUUCGGCUGAUCGACAGCGGAGCCACGGUAAAACUACUGACUUACAAUCACGAAUUUCUCCGCUUCUUCAUGGCGCCGAGUGCAACACGCGAAUCACUGAAGACGUGCAGGCCUGUCGUCGCAUUGGACGGGACUUUUCUGAUACGUGCUCAGAAGGCUACUCUGCUGUACGCCAAUGCGAUGGACGGCAAUCAGCAGAUCAUCCCCAUCGCGUGGGCGCUCGUUGAGAGCGAAACCAAGGACACAUGGACUUGGUUUUGCCGGCUCUUUGAUAAGCACUGUUCCGACUGGAAGGGACGGGACGACGCGGCCAUCAUCAGCGACCGGGACAAAGGCCUCAUCCCGGCGGUGAAGGAAGUGUUCCCAGAGAAGGUGGCGCACUACUUCUGUGGGUGGCACAUGCAGCAGAACGUGAAGCGUGCCAUCCGCGGCGCCAGGGCCAUCUGCAGCGACUCGCCCACGCGCACCACCGUCUCCCUCGUCUGCGCCCCGCCCGUCCGCAGCCCCAGCAUCAUCCGCAGCCCCCAGCCCACCUGCAGCGCCAGGGCCUUUCGCAGCGGCCCGCCCAUAUGCAGCACCGUCACCCGCUUCUGCGACCCGCACAUCCGCUGCACCUGCACCAUCCGCAGCCCCCAGCCCUUCUGCAGCGCCAGGGCCUUCCGCAACGCCCCACCCCUCAGCAGCGCCGUCACCCGCUUCUACGACCCGCCCAUCCGCGGCACCUGCAUCAUCCGCAGCGCACUGCCCGUCUGCAGCGCCAGGGCCUUCCGCAGCGCCCCGCCCAUCCGCGUCUACAGGACCAUCCGCAUCACCGUCACCAUCCACUUCGACCCGCCCAUCUGCAGCACCAGGUUCGUUUGA